ACAGCAUAUUGAGUGGAGUAAGAUCAAGACACCUACUGAUGAAGUCGUUGUUCCUUACGACAAAAUGGUUCCCGUCUCUGAAGAUGUUUCCGAGACCAAGAAUCUUCUGGACAAACUUGUUGUGUUGAAGCUUAAUGGAGGUCUUGGAACAACUAUGGGAUGCACUGGCCCCAAGUCGGUUAUCGAAGUUCGUGAUGGUUUGACAUUUCUUGAUCUGAUUGUUAUCCAGAUUGAGAAUCUCAACAACAAGUAUGGCAGCAAGGUUCCUUUGGUUCUUAUGAACUCGUUUAAUACACAUGAUGACACACAAAAGAUUGUGGAAAAGUACACCAACUCAAAUGUUGACAUUCACACUUUUAACCAGAGCAAAUAUCCCCGUAUUGUGGCAGAUGAGUUUGUGCCAUGGCCCAGCAAGGGAAAGACCGACAAGGAUGGCUGGUAUCCUCCCGGUCAUGGUGAUGUAUUCCCAGCCCUCAUGAACAGUGGAAAGCUCGAUACGUUCUUAUCACAGGGUAAAGAAUAUGUGUUUGUUGCCAAUUCAGACAACUUGGGUGCAAUCGUUGACUUAACAAUCCUGAAGCAUUUGAUCCAGAACAAGAACGAAUACUGUAUGGAGGUUACACCCAAAACCUUAGCUGAUGUAAAGGGAGGAACUCUCAUUUCUUAUGAAGGAAAAGUCCAGCUUCUGGAGAUUGCUCAGGUUCCUGAUGAACAUGUCAAUGAGUUCAAAUCAAUUGAGAAGUUCAAGAUAUUCAACACAAACAACCUAUGGAUUAAUUUGAAGGCCAUCAAAAAGCUUGUGGAAGCUGAUGCACUUAAAAUGGAGAUCAUCCCAAACCCAAAGGAAGUUGAUGGAGUCAAAGUUCUUCAACUGGAAACUGCAGUUGGUGCUGCGAUAAGGUUCUUUGACAACGCUAUCGGUGCUAAUGUACCUCGCUCACGGUUCUUGCCAGUGAAGGCAAGUUCAGACUUGCUGCUCGUCCAGUCUGAUCUCUACACCUUAGUUGAUGGCUUUGUCAUCCGAAACAAAGCUAGAACUAACCCCUCAAACCCAUCAAUUGAAUUGGGACCGGAGUUCAAGAAGGUGGCCAAUUUCUUGAGCCGAUUCAAGUCCAUCCCUAGUAUAGUCGAGCUCGACAGCCUUAAGGUUUCUGGUGAUGUGUGGUUUGGCUCAUCUGUUGUUCUCAAGGGCAAGGUGACUGUAACGGCAAAAUCUGGCGUGAAACUCGAAAUUCCGGACGGGGCCGUGAUCGAGAACAAGAACAUCAAUGGUCCGGAGGAUCUCUGAACAAGACAAAUUCCAAGUCUUCUUCCCUCUCUCAUGGAAGACACAACAUCUCGAAAAGAUACUGUUUAAAUUGGUGUGAAAAUAUUACAGUGCCACAGCAAAGUUAUGAAGAAAGAAUAAAACAACGUUUCCUUUUUGCAGCUUAGCAAAGUCUAUUCCCCCCCUACGGACGGACUUUAUAGUAUUAAAUUUUGCUC
Molecule: messenger RNA, 1485 nt
Organism: Camelina sativa (false flax)
Lineage: Eukaryota; Viridiplantae; Streptophyta; Magnoliopsida; Brassicales; Brassicaceae
Product: UTP--glucose-1-phosphate uridylyltransferase 2
Biological process (GO): UDP-alpha-D-glucose metabolic process
Molecular function (GO): UTP:glucose-1-phosphate uridylyltransferase activity
Source: RefSeq, a predicted model, not a curated record